GCCCCUCAUCGGGCCCCAGGGAACUAGGCCACGCAUCGUGAGGCCUUCGCGCCCAGUUGGCGCUGGGACGAGGGCAGGCGGCGGCAGGCUGCGCGGCCCAGGUUCAGCUGCUGGGGGGAUCCGGACGCGGACCCCGUUGGAGCGGGGUCCUCGGAAGCGCGCGCGAGGCUGCAGCUGCUCGGGCUGAGGCAGGGAAGAGGCGAAGCAGCUGGCUGCGGGCGGGAAUCCUCGCCCUAAACUUCCCGCUCCGUGAUGACCGCUCAAGUUUUGGGAUUUUUACGCAACUGGACUCCCCACCCUCUGGGAUCCCCGCGGGAUGCAGCCGCCGCAGAGAAUGACCCGGGGGGUCCUGCAGUUACGACUCGGUUCGGGGAGGGCGCGCCCCACAGCCGGCCCCGCGACGCCCGCCUGGACCGUGGCGAUAAGGGGCUGAAGGCAGCAGAGACGGCGGCCGCCACGGGCAGCGCCCCUUCGGUGCAGGGCACGGCACUGCCGUGGGAGCCACAGGCCGAAGCUAUGGAUCCAGCGAGCGGCCCCCGGGGUCUCCCCCGGCCCUGCCGCGUGUUGGUGCUGCUGAACCCGCGUGGUGGCAAGGGCAAGGCCCUGCAGCUCUUCCGCAGCCACGUGCAACCCCUGCUGGAGGAAGCCGAGGUCUCCUUCAAGCUGAUGCUCACGGAGCGACGGAACCACGCGCGGGAGUUGGUGCGUGCGGAGGAGCUGGGUCGCUGGGACGCGCUGGUGGUCAUGUCUGGAGAUGGGCUGAUGCACGAGGUGGUGAACGGGCUCAUGGAGCGGGCCGACUGGGAGAUCGCCAUCCGCAAGCCCCUGUGCAGCCUUCCGGCAGGUUCUGGCAACGCGCUGGCAGCUUCCUUGAAUCACUAUGCCGGCUACGAGCAGGUGACCAACGAAGACCUCCUGACCAAUUGCACCCGGCUGCUGUGCCGACGACUGCUGACGCCCAUGAACCUGCUGUCGCUGCGCACAGCGUCCGGAUUGCGUCUCUUCUCUGUGCUCAGCCUGGCCUGGGGCUUCAUUGCCGAUGUGGACCUGGAGAGCGAGAAGUACCGGUGCCUGGGGGAGAUGCGUUUCACAGUGGGCACCUUUAUGCGCCUGGCAGCCCUGCGUACCUACCAUGGUCGCCUGGCCUACCUCCCCGCGGGACGGGCAGCCGCCUCCCAGACGCCCAGCUCGCCCGCUACAGCACGGCAGCAGGGCCCCAUGGAUGAGCACCUGGUGCCCCUGGAGGAGCCAGUGCCUGCCCACUGGACGGUGGUGCCCCAUCAGGACUUUGUGCUGGUGCUGGCACUGCUGCACUCACACCUGGGCAGCGAGAUGUUUGCAGCCCCCAUGGGCCGCUGCGCGGCGGGCGUCAUGCAUCUCUUCUACAUGCGGGCAGGUGUGUCCCGGGCCUCGCUGCUGCGCCUCUUCCUUGCCAUGGAGAAGGGCAGGCACAUGGAGCAUGACUGCCCCUACUUGGUCCACGUGCCUGUGGUGGCCUUCCGCCUGGAGCCCAAGAACGGGGAGGGUGUGUUUGCUGUGGAUGGGGAGCUGAUGGUCAGCCAGGCCGUGCAGGGUCAGGUCCACCCCAACUCCUUCUGGGUGGUUAGUGACUGUGGGGGACCCCCUGCCAGCAUGGGGCCCCCGCACAAGUCACCCCCUCAAGAGCCCUUGUGACUUUAGGGCACUGUGCCUUUGCGGCCGUCCCUCCUUCCCAGGACUUGGGUGUGUGCGUGUACACCACACUGCGCUGCGGGACUCCUGGAGGAGUGGGGAGGUGGUGGCUGUGUGCUUUGACAGACAGGCUCUGCCUGUCAAGAGCCACAAACUCAGCUGGCUGGGCCAGUUGCUGUGGGAGGCACUCCUGCUCGGAGAGCCCACCCUGUGAGUCAAACCUGAAUAAAACGACA
This is a messenger RNA of Ochotona curzoniae (black-lipped pika), 1907 nucleotides long. It is a transcript of the gene SPHK1, whose product is annotated as sphingosine kinase 1. Gene Ontology annotation, cellular component: cytoplasm; membrane; intracellular membrane-bounded organelle. The coding region runs from base 253 to 1674 and encodes 473 amino acids. The transcript is spliced from 6 exons. The record is from RefSeq and is a predicted model, not a curated record. NCBI's taxonomy places the organism in Eukaryota, Metazoa, Chordata, Mammalia, Lagomorpha, Ochotonidae. Gene Ontology annotation, biological process: cellular response to growth factor stimulus; negative regulation of apoptotic process; sphingosine biosynthetic process.